AUGUUGCGUACUGGUGAUGGAACAAAUAUUUACGGUCUUGAUGCUGAUCAAUUAUUUGAACUUCAAGCAGCAUUUCAUCAGAUUGAUACAAAUCAUAAUGGUUAUAUAACCGGUAACGAAUUGCGUCAAUGUCUUCUGCGUUCUGGUGUUCCUUACAAUGAUCUUGAAAUUCAACGUGUCUUAUCAAAAAUGGAUUAUAAUCGCGAUGGACGAGUCAGUUAUGAUGAAUAUAUGAAAUUCAUGUCACGAAUCUAUCGAGGCGAACAACCAUGA
Rotaria sp. Silwood2 is the source of this 273-nucleotide messenger RNA. NCBI's taxonomy places the organism in Eukaryota, Metazoa, Rotifera, Eurotatoria, Philodinida, Philodinidae. The record is from the annotation of a GenBank genome assembly.